AUGGUGGCGCUCGACCUCGAUGCCUGUUUGGAACGACUCUACAAAAAGCAGCUACUGGCAGAAUGCGUCUUGAAAGAGAUUUGCGAGAGAACAAAAGAGCUGCUCAUGUCUGAAAGCAACGUAGUGCAUAUCAGUGCGCCUGUAACGGUGGUAGGAGACAUCCACGGGCAGUACUACGACUUGAUUGAGAUAUUUCGCAUUGGUGGCUAUUGUCCUGAUACCAAUUACCUGUUCCUGGGAGAUUAUGUGGAUAGAGGACUCUACAGCAUAGAGACAAUUUCGCUACUGACCUGCCUGAAAUUGAGAUACCCAGAUCGUGUACAGCUUGUGAGAGGGAAUCAUGAAUCCAGAGCUGUAACGCAGACAUAUGGAUUCUACGCCGAAUGUAUUCGUAAAUAUGGAUCAAUGCAAGUGUGGAAGUACUUUACAGACAUGUUUGACUAUUUGACACUGUCAGUGGUGGUAGAUAACAGCAUAUUUUGUGUGCAUGGAGGAUUGUCGCCCACGAUCCACGUUUUAGACCAGAUAAAGAUCAUUGAUCGAUUCAAAGAGAUUCCACACGAAGGCGCCAUGGCAGAUUUAGUGUGGUCAGAUCCAGAUCCAGACAAAGAAGAGUUUGCGAUUUCAGCAAGAGGAGCAGGUUACACAUUUGGCGGUUUGGUGGUGGAUAGGUUUUUACAUCUUAACAAGAUGGAUCAUAUUCUAAGAGCACAUCAGCUUUGCAAUGCAGGGUAUCAGGUUUUGUUUGAUGAUAAAUUAUCCACAGUAUGGUCAGCUCCCAAUUACUGCUAUCGCUGUGGAAACCUGGCUUCCAUCCUCGAGGUGAGCGUUUCUGGCGGGAGGUUCUUCAAUGUCUUUGAUGCUGCCCCUGAGAAUGACAGAGUGAUAGAUACCUCCAAUAUGCCCAUAAAGGACAACAAGAUAGAAUAUUUUUUGUAA
Molecule: messenger RNA, 939 nt
Organism: Mucor velutinosus
Lineage: Eukaryota; Fungi; Mucoromycota; Mucoromycetes; Mucorales; Mucoraceae
Exons: 5
Coding region: 1-939 (312 amino acids)
Cellular component (GO): FAR/SIP/STRIPAK complex
Molecular function (GO): protein serine/threonine phosphatase activity
Source: RefSeq, a predicted model, not a curated record